AGGUCUCCCCACUCACAUACCUGGGGACACACGCUACUCCGGGAGGUGAUUUGCGACUUAGCCAGGCCCCCAAGGUUGGGCUACUGUACGGAGAAAGUCUGCCCAGGUCCACAUCCAAGCCUUCAUCGUUUGUCCUCCAGGUUCUGGGGUCCUGCUGGAAGAGGGGAGAUUCUGCAAUGGGAGUUGCCACAGCCCCGUCGCCCCCCACCACCUCCAAAACCCUACAGAAGCAGCAUCUAGAAGCAGUGGGCGCCUACCAAUAUGUGCUCACUUUCCUCUUCAUGGGCCCUUUCUUCUCCCUUCUUGUCUUCGUCCUCCUCUUCACAUCACUCUGGACCUUCUCUGUUGUUUACUUGGUGUGGCUCUACGUGGACUGGGACACACCCAGCCAAGGUGGAAGGCGUUCGGAAUGGAUAAGGAACCAGGCAAUUUGGAGACAACUAAGGGAUUAUUAUCCUGUCAAGCUGGUGAAAACGACAGAGCUGCCCCCGGAUCAGAACUACGUGCUAGGCGCCCACCCUCAUGGGAUCAUGUGUGCAGGCUUCCUCUGUAAUUUCUCCACCGAGAGCAAUGGCUUCUCCCAGCUCUUCCCAGGGCUCCGGCCCUGGUUAGCUGUGCUGGCUGGCCUCUUCUACCUCCCGGUCUAUCGCGACUACAUCAUGUCUUUUGGACUCCGUCCGGUAAGCCGCCAGAGCCUGGACUUCAUCCUGUCCCAGCCCCAGCUCGGGCAGGCGGUGGUCAUCAUGGUGGGGGGUGCGCACGAGGCCCUGUAUUCAGUCCCCGGGGAGCACUGCCUCACGCUCCAGAAGCGCAAAGGCUUCGUGCGCCUGGCGCUGAGACACGGGGCGUCCCUGGUGCCCGUGUACUCCUUUGGGGAGAAUGACAUCUUUAGACUUAAGGCUUUUGCCACAGGCUCCUGGCAGCAUUGGUGCCAGCUCACCUUCAAGAAGCUCAUGGGCUUCUCUCCUUGCAUCUUCUGGGGUCGCGGUCUCUUCUCAGCUACCUCCUGGGGCCUGCUGCCCUUUGCUGUGCCCAUCACCACUGUGGUGGGCCGCCCCAUCCCGGUCCCCCAGCGCCUUCGCCCCACCGAGGAGGAAGUCAAUCACUAUCAUGCCCUCUACAUGAAGGCCCUGGAGCAGCUCUUUGAGGAGCACAAGGAAAGCUGUGGGGUCCCCGCUUCCACCUGCCUCACCUUCAUCUAGGCCUGGCCGCAGCCUUAUGCUGAGCCCCUGAGCCUAAGGCACUGAGAUCUCCACCCACUGUGGACUCCAUGCCUCCAAUAAAAGGUAGUUCUGGGCCCAGCGCAGUGCCUCACACCUGUAAUCCCAGCACUUUGGGAGGCCGAGGCGGGAGGAUCACUUGAGCCCAGGAGUUGAAGACCAGCCUGGGCAACAUAGUGAGACUUCAUUUCUACAAAAACUAAAAAAUAAUAUUGCUAAUUAGCCGGGCAUGGUGGCAUGUGCCUGUGAUCCCAGCUACUCGGGAGGCUGAGGCGGACUUGCUUGAACCCGGGAGGUGGAGGUUGCAGUGAGCUGAGAUCGCACCACUGUACUCCAGCCUGGGCAACACAGCAAGACUCAAUCUUGAAAAAAAAAAAAAGUUGUUAAAGCUAUAGUAGGCUGGGUGUGGUGGCUCAUGCCCGUAAUCCAAACACUUUGGGAAGCCGAGACAGGUGGAUCACCUGAGGUCAGGAGUGCAAGACCAUCCUGGCCAACAUGGCAAAACCCCCUCUUUACUAAAAAUACAAAAAUUAGCUGGGCAUAGUGGCUCAUGCCUAUAAUCCCAGCUACUCGGGAGGCUGACGCAGGAGAAUCGCUUGAACCCAAGAAGCAGAGGUUGCAGUGAGCUGAGAUCACACCACUGCACUCCAGUCUGGGCAACAGAGCGAGAUUCCAUCUCAAAAAAAAAAAAAAAAAAAAAAAGUUGUUAAAUCUAUAAUCGUUCUGGAAGUGAACAUGGCCAGGCAUGACUCGCCCCCAUCCUGAUGUGCUGCAAAGCUGCUGCCUUAGAUCGGGUAUCAGGACCCUGAACUGUCCUCCCAGUGAGAGUUCAGUCUGCGGCAUGACCUUGGACAAGCCGCUUCCUUUUGCCUGUUUACUUCUUUGUCCGUAAAUAAAGGCAUCUGCUUAGCAAA
Messenger RNA from Piliocolobus tephrosceles (Ugandan red Colobus), 2134 nucleotides. RefSeq names its product monoacylglycerol O-acyltransferase 3 (gene MOGAT3). NCBI's taxonomy places the organism in Eukaryota, Metazoa, Chordata, Mammalia, Primates, Cercopithecidae. The transcript is spliced from 7 exons. Gene Ontology annotation, biological process: triglyceride biosynthetic process. The record is from RefSeq and is a predicted model, not a curated record. Gene Ontology annotation, molecular function: diacylglycerol O-acyltransferase activity. Gene Ontology annotation, cellular component: endoplasmic reticulum membrane. Bases 177 to 1202 code for a protein of 341 amino acids.